Molecule: messenger RNA, 3651 nt
Organism: Dothidotthia symphoricarpi CBS 119687
Lineage: Eukaryota; Fungi; Ascomycota; Dothideomycetes; Pleosporales; Dothidotthiaceae
Exons: 3
Coding region: 74-3331 (1085 amino acids)
Molecular function (GO): metal ion binding
Source: RefSeq, a predicted model, not a curated record
AACAUCUCGAGCAAUUUCAACCGAGUCUUUAUAAUGCGCCACUGCCGUGAAAUCCGCUCAACUUCUUCACAAAAUGAGUGACUACGGCGACGACGCCGCAUAUGAUACGUACGAUACAGAUACAAUCUCUCUUACGUCGACGGUCGAUAGCGAACCAGAAGAUUCCUACGUCGUCGAAUGUAUCCUGAGUGAUGAGUGGGAUAGAGAAGAUGCAAUUUACAAGUACUUAGUUAAGUGGUAUGGCUAUGGAUGGCACAGAGGCACGUGGGAACCUGCAGAAAAUCUGGAUGGAACCACCCUUCUCGAUGAAUGGUCUGAGAAAGAGCAAACCAAGGGGAUGUCUGCCUUUAUAGCAAUAAAGCGGAACAACAAAGCUCGUUUCGAAAAGUCCGUAAGAGAAUAUUCGGCAGCCAAGCAACGAAGAGUACAGAAGCGUUCGAAGAAAAAGCACAAGCUGCGGAAGCAAGAAAGACGUAUUGUCUCAUCUGAUGACAGCGAGGAAGACCUUCCUCUUAUCUUGCAAUGGCGGAACACUCAAGCGAAAAACCAGCCUCUCGAACCUUCUAAGACAAAGAAUGAGAGCGACAUCCGCUCAUUUGACAGCCUGUUUGUGGAUAGCCAGGAGCCACAGUCACCCAUUGAAAGACCGCCUCCGCUUGCUCGCAGACUUCCGCUGGAUCAGUCUUCAUCAGAUGAUGAAUCCUCCUCUUCUGAUACUCACAGUACUGCAGAUUCGCUAUUAGAAGACCUGCAAGAAGUCGAUUCAGAAACAAGAGCAAAGACAACCAAGCGUAACGAGGCCGAUAAAAAAGUCCGACGAGGUGUACCAGACUUGAAGGCCAGAGUUCCUGUCAAGACAGUUACAGCAAGAUCGAAUCCAACAUUGGACGAGGAAAACGCACAAAAUAGCAAGACCCAGCGUGAAAAGAACCCAGCUCCUCAUAGUACGACCUCGACAACACGAAAGAUCAGUGGUCUCGCUGGUAACUCGGUCCCAAAAACUGGCAUGUCGGGUGGCUCGAAAGGUAUAGAACAGCGUACAACAACCGCUGCACCCCGACCGUCAAAGUCAGCUUCCAUGUCCACAAUAAAAAGCAGCGUCGCAGGGCCCAGGCCAUCUGGAAUCAAGAUGAUCAAUGAACCAAGGACCCAGUUACGAAAGGAGUGGCAACAUGGCGACAAACAGUACAGCAGACUGAAAUACCGGGGUCAUGCAGAGAAGAGGUCGCGUGUUGAAGGUACGCCUGAUAUUGCCGCACUUGAAUUUGUGAACGGCCCUCCCGUAGCAUUGGUUAGAUCAAGAGCCCCGGCAUCGAACGAGAGUCCAUACGGACGUCGCGAGGUCACAAAACGCCGUGUCCUAGAAGCUGACUCCGACGAUGAAAUACCGCAACGAGGACAUACGGAUACCGCCGUAUCUUUGGAGGAUUGGGAGUCCAACAAAAUUCCUUUGAUUUGCCCUCAUUGGAGACUCAGCAGCAACUGCGUUUACGGUCGAAUAAAGUGCCGCUACUUGCACCGCGACAAAGAUCUCAAAGGUCGAGACAUUAAGAUUGCACCUGCAGAUGGAUUACUGCAAGCGAAAUAUCGACAACCGCCACUUACAUGUUUAUUCUGGCUGGAAUCGGAGAGAGGAUGUACGAAACCGGACGACCAGUGCGACUACGCCCAUACAAACACAGGUUGGAAGCAGCUUUCAAAGGGCCGCGAGCCUGUGAAGAUAGAUCCCAACCAGGUACCAGUCAGCAUGCAGAAUGUACACGGCAACCCCCAGUUCAACAAAGAUAGGAGGAACUUACCACCGAGUCAAGUAACUUGUUGGUAUUGGAAGCACCAACAGUGUCAUUAUACGUCAGAGACCUGUCAAUAUCAGCAUACCGAUACUGGAAUUGUUGCCAAUCCACCACCCCGGCAUACCACGUGUCGUGAUUGGGCUAAGGGCAGAUGUCGGAAUACUGCGGAAGGAUGUAGGUAUCGGCAUGCUGAUACGGAUGCUGAUCCAGACCAGCUCCUCAGUGAACUUGAUCCCGUCAAUAUCGUGCCACUUGAAAGAAGACAACCUAGUCAUUUUGCACAGAUGCCCGCUGCUGACUCUGGUUCGGCGAUAGAUUUUGGAAUGACCGAUGUUGCAGCACCUGUUCUUACAGAUGAUUUGACCUCAACAACUGUGCCACCUCCAAUCGAGCGGCAUCUAGCGAGUAUACCGUGCUUGCAAAUGAAGCAAAAGAUUGAGCAAAUUUGCAAACUUGACUUUACUGACAUGUUCACUGGCAAUAGAGACGAAGGUGCCAUAGUGGACAGAAGAGCGUUUCUGCUAUACCAUCCUCAAGACCAUGUGGAAGAACUCGAUCUCAUCACUCGAUGGUUACUCAUGCAUCAUGUCGAGGUGGGUAAUGCCUGGUAUGAUGGUUCUUGGGACCACUUCAAGCAGCAAAUUACGGGAGGAGGUUCAGGUAUAAUCAUCGCUCACCCUGAUUUUGAGUACUUUUCUGAACUUCCGGAUCUUGGCCAAGUGCUCAAAAGCGAUGUAAGAAUGUGGUCUAUUGGGCUGCAAACAGUCCUCGAGUACUGUCCGGCAGCAUUCGAUUCAUCGCCUGAACUUCGAUAUGAUCGUAUUGAAAUCUUCCCGCUUGGCGGGUUUAUCUACAUCACAGAUGAAGUCUUCGAAAAGCAACCGCAACUUGCACUCAAGAUUGUGGAGCUGUUCUUCACAAAGAUAAGGAAACUUCGACAGGUGGCAGGCCCAAUCUCUCCAUGGCACGAAGUGAACGAUGCCGCCAUACUCUGGCGUCUUUGCGUGCGACCCGAGUUGAUGCAGCAUUUGUUGCAGAUAUGCGAGAAGCACGAAGCAGAGCUGGAGGCCGGAAAUCCAGAUCAUACGAGUCGCGCGAAACUCUACCAGCUGCUCUGCGAAACGAACUGGAUUGAGCAAGACGAUCCCAUCGCCCCCCUCAGCAUGGUCCAUGACAAAUACCCCAUCCUCUCGGAGCGCUACAACAUCGCCAAAGAACAGCCUAUCGACUACUUCAAUACCCUCUCUCGUAGCCAGAAUGAAGCCAAUCUACGUAUGAUACAGUAUUACGUUGGACUCCUCAUUGAUAUGCGCCGCGACUACCGCCAGUUCUACGUUGUGCAUACUGAGCCCGCAGCUCCGCAUGUGCAGGAAUGGAAGAAGAUCCACAACAUCGCCGAGGUCAUGACGCCGGAGCAGUUGAUUGAGGAACUUGACAAGCCAUCCAAAAAGAGCAAAAUUGACUUUUAUGAAUGGGCAAUGCCAGCGUACAAGGUGAAGGAUCAGAAUGAGCCUCCAGUUGGCGGUGUUACGGCUUGAAGAAAUCAGGGCCUGGAAGAGAGUGAUGGAUGAAGAACGCCGAAUUUCUUUUCUUUUGUAGAACCGUUCAGAAUAUCUAGUCUUGAAUGGCACGUUAUGAAGGAUUUUACUGCAUGACCUAUUACGGUAAUUACGAUUUACAAAGGCGUUACAAAAGCAUGGACGGACACGUAUAUGAUGAUAUCCCCCCCCAACAGAUAGUUUUGUAUUUUUCCCCCUUGGAAUGGCAUGCACCAUACUUUCAAAAUAGGAAAUUCAUUCCAUCUUCAAAGACUUACCGGAAUAUAUCUCUAUUUACCAUAUCUCCCCUUUUCGUUAUC